Messenger RNA from Adineta ricciae, 1446 nucleotides. The record is from the annotation of a GenBank genome assembly. NCBI's taxonomy places the organism in Eukaryota, Metazoa, Rotifera, Eurotatoria, Adinetida, Adinetidae.
AUGGCAAGCAAAUCUAUUGCUGAUAUUCAGCAUCAAGGUAAAUUCUUUCUGGAACCAUCAUCGGCAGCAGCAGGGAAAUUAAACACAUCCGAUUGGCCACUUCUUCUCAAAAAUUUCGAUCGUUUGAAUAUUCGUUCGAACCAUUACACACCUAUUGCUGCUGGUUGUUCGCCGUUACAACGACCAAUCGAUGAAUAUGUUAAAUCAGGAUUUAUCAAUUUGGAUAAACCAGUGAAUCCGUCGUCUCACGAAGUCGUUGCGUGGAUAAAGCGUAUUUUUUGCAAAGCUUUGCCAGUCUCGAAGACGGGUCAUUCAGGCACAUUAGAUCCGAAAGUAUCGGGUUGUUUAAUUGUUUGUAUUGAACGUGCUACACGUCUUGUUAAAUCUCAACAAUCUGCUGGUAAAGAAUAUAUCGGUGUUGUUCGUUUUCAUUCACCCAUCGAUGAUGUGAAAAAAGUCGAACGUACACUUGAAUCUUUAACUGGUGCUGUAUUUCAAAAACCACCUGUAAUUGCCGCAGUUAAACGACAAUUACGUAUUCGUACAAUUUACGAAAGUAAAUUAUUAGAAUUCGAUCAACGACGAAAUAUUGGUAUCUUUUGGGUUAGUUGUGAGGCAGGAACGUAUAUUCGAACAUUAUGUGUUCAUAUGGGUCUCUUAAUCGGUGUCGGAGGUAUUAUGCAAGAACUUCGUCGUGUUCGAUCAGGUAUUCAAUCUGAAGCGGAAGGCAUGGUGACAAUGCAUGAUGUGAUUGAUGCAACAUAUGCUUAUAUGCAUAAUAAAGAUGAAAACUAUCUUCGUCGUGUUGUUAAACCGUUAGAAGCCUUACUCGUAUCGCAUAAACGUAUUAUUAUCAAAGACAGUGCUGUGAAUGCUGUUUGUUAUGGUGCGAAAAUCUUAUUACCAGGUAUCCUUCGAUAUGAAGAUGGCAUUGAAUUGAAUGAGCAGAUUGUGAUUGUGACAACCAAAGGUGAAGCUGUUGCUUUGGGUAUUGCUCUAAUGACAACGGCAACGAUGGCAACGUGUGAUCAUGGUAUUGCUGCGAAAAUUAAACGUGUUGUUAUGGAACGGGAUACUUAUCCGAAAAAAUGGGGUUAUGGACCAGUUGCUUCGAAAAAGAAAUUAAUGAUUAAAGAAGGUAUUCUCGGUAAAUUCGGUAAACCGACUGAACAAACACCGAAGAAUUGGCGUGAUAUGCUCUAUGAUGUUAGUGCAACUCCAGCAAGUGCAAAACGUCCACAUGAUGAAUCAGUUGCUUCGACAAGUGUCUUGGACGACUCAAAAUCGGAAAAGAAAAAGAAAGAAAAGAAACAAAAAGUCGAAGAAGAUGACGAUGAUCAAAUGCAAACAACAUCCGCUGCCGAUAUUUCAACACCAGGCGACUCGACAACAGGUGAAAAAAAGCAUAAAAAACAUAAGAAAAAAACGAAAGAAGAUUCCGAUUAG